AUGGCUAGAUACGGUGCUACUUCCACUAACCCAGCUAAAUCUGCUUCUGCUCGUGGUUCCUAUUUGAGAGUUUCUUUCAAGAACACUAGAGAAACUGCUCAAGCCAUUAGUGGUUGGGAAUUAACCAAGGCUCAAAAAUACUUGGAACAAGUCUUGGAUCAUCAAAGAGCCAUUCCAUUCAGAAGAUUCAACUCUUCUAUUGGUAGAACUGCUCAAGGUAAAGAAUUCGGUGUUACCAAAGCUAGAUGGCCAGCUAAGUCUGUUAAAUUCGUUCAAGGUUUAUUAGUCAAUGCUGCUGCCAACGCUGAAGCCAAAGGUUUAGACUCUACUAAAUUAUACGUUUCUCACAUCCAAGUCAACCAAGCUCCAAAACAAAGAAGAAGAACUUUCAGAGCUCACGGUAGAAUCAACAAGUACGAAUCUUCUCCAUCUCACAUCGAAUUAGUUUUAACUGAAAGAGAAGAAACUAUUGCCAAGGCUGAAGAAAAGAAGGUUGUUAGAUACACAUCUAGACAAAGAGGUAGAAUUGCUGCUCAAAAGCGUAUCUCUGCCUAA
This is a messenger RNA of Henningerozyma blattae CBS 6284, 555 nucleotides long. RefSeq names its product 60S ribosomal protein uL22 (gene RPL17A). NCBI's taxonomy places the organism in Eukaryota, Fungi, Ascomycota, Saccharomycetes, Saccharomycetales, Saccharomycetaceae. The record is from RefSeq and is a predicted model, not a curated record. Gene Ontology annotation, molecular function: structural constituent of ribosome. The transcript has a single exon. Gene Ontology annotation, biological process: cytoplasmic translation. Bases 1 to 555 code for a protein of 184 amino acids. Gene Ontology annotation, cellular component: cytosolic large ribosomal subunit; ribosome.